This is a messenger RNA of Symbiodinium sp. CCMP2592, 1923 nucleotides long. Lineage: Eukaryota; Dinophyceae; Suessiales; Symbiodiniaceae. The record is from the annotation of a GenBank genome assembly.
AUGGCUCAGAAAAAGCCACCCUCGAACAUCGAGGAGUUCCUAUGGUGUAUGCACUCCAUGCUCGUUUCCGCAGGAGGCCCCGUGAAGUUGACCAGCUUGAAGGAUCAGUGGCUGAAGUUCCAUGGGCACAAGUGCAACAUCGAGCGGUUCCUGGUCGUCGGGGAAGGGGGCAUCGGCGCCACGUUAAAGAGGAUUCCACAUGUGGUCAAGCUUGUACAAGAGUCGGGAGCGACCUUCGUCAAGGCAGCUCAGUCGGCAGACCUGGAUCAAGCUGGGCUCAUCGAAGAGGAUAAAAGAUACAGAAAGGAGUUGGCCUCGCGAAAUGCUGCGAAGGCGGCAGCGAUGGGCACCUCUAAGGCGGCACCUGCAUCGAAAGCAGCUCCGGCUGCGGCGCCGCCGGCCGCUCCCGCCACGACUGCAGCGCCAGCACCAGCGACAGCAGAGCCUGCAGUGGCAGAGGGCAAGCGCCCAGCAGAGGGUGGCGAAAACAACGCCGAGAAGAAGCCUAGGAACGAACAGGAGACUGCAAUGCUUGGAAGGAUGCUCAUGCAGGGCGUGGUGAGAGUGCUGCAGAAUCGCGCCAAGAAUAACCAGGGGGCCCUUCCAUUGGCUGAUCUGGAGACUGAGUUCAAGGAGCUGUGGAAAGUGCCCUUCAACGUGAAGGAGGCCGGGGAGACUGACGCCCUGAGCUUCCUGCGGAAAUGGCCUGCGAAGGUGGAGCUGCAGAAGGACAACGAUUCCUGGAAGCUUGCGCUGCCGAAGAAGUUCGCAGUUCCCACCGCGGCGAAGUCGGUUGCUUUGGCCCCAGCAGAGCCUCCGCCGAAGGCCACCCCGGAGGUGCCUCCAAGCACCCCGCCCCCUGCGGCUGCCCCUGCGGCUGCCCCUCCGGCUGCUCCGCCGGCUGUUCCGCCGGCCCCAGUGCCGAAAAAGGGAGGACCUCCGUCGCGGCCACCGGCGAACAUCGAAGACUUCCUGUGGAACAUGCACAGCCUGCUCCAUGCGACAGAAGGUCCGCUUGAGCUGGAGAAGUUGCGGGAGCAGUACCAGAAGCACUUUGGGCAUAAGUGCAACGUUGAGCGGUUCCUCGUGAUUGGCGAGGGGGGUAUCGGUGCCACCCUCAAGAGGAUUCCACACGUAGUCACCGUCUACACCGAGUCGGGCACAAACUAUAUCAAGGCCACCAUGGCUGCAGAUAUCGACCAAGCGCAGCUCAAGGAGGAGGACAAGCGGUACCGGCUUGAGAUUCAAUCAAGGAAUGCAGCCAAGGCUGCAUCCGUGGGUACUUCGAAGGCAGCGCCAGCAGCGAAAGCGCCAGCUGCGAGCGGCGAGGGAAAGCGCGCUGCCGAGGGAGAAAACAGUGCCGAGAAGAAGCAGAGGACAGAGACGGAUCCAGUCACGCUUGGGCGGAUGCUGAUUCAGGGCGUGGUGCGGGUCUUGCAGAACCGCGUCAAGGCCAACAAGGGAGCUCUGCCGGUGAGCGACUUAGAGCGCGAGUUCGAGGAGCUCUGGGGAGUGCCCUUUAACUACAAAGAGGCUGGCGAAGGUGAGGCAGUGAGCUUCCUCCGGAAGUGGAGCGCGAAGGUCGAGGUCUUCGGCGAGCCCGAUGCGUGGAUGGUCCAACUAGCCAAGAGGGGGCCUACAGCAGCCAAGUCGGCUCCUGCGGAAGCACCCGCCAAGGCUGCGCCACCCGAGGCGCCCGGCGCUGCGGCCGACGCAGCAGGUGCUACCACCGCGUCCCCCCAGGACGGGCAAGCAGCGGCGACGCCCAGGGUGGCAAACGCAGCUGCAGCGGCUUCUGAUCCUGUCCUCGCCCAGCGGUUGACGGACCUGGAGCAGAAGGCGAAUGGUGCUCUUGAAGUCAUGAGAUCACUGCUGAAGCAGCAGGAGGCCUUGGUGGCUGAACUCCACAAGCUGAAGAGCUAA